Lytechinus variegatus (green sea urchin) is the source of this 5997-nucleotide messenger RNA. RefSeq lists its product as uncharacterized. Lineage: Eukaryota; Metazoa; Echinodermata; Echinoidea; Temnopleuroida; Toxopneustidae. Gene Ontology annotation, biological process: cell surface receptor signaling pathway; G protein-coupled receptor signaling pathway. Gene Ontology annotation, cellular component: membrane. The record is from RefSeq and is a predicted model, not a curated record. Bases 159 to 4532 code for a protein of 1457 amino acids. The transcript has 24 exons. Gene Ontology annotation, molecular function: G protein-coupled receptor activity.
ACUUCUCAUUCUGUCCGUGUUAUCAUAAUGCUAUCGUUUUCGCUCGUAUUAAAACUGACUUUCAAACGUUACUCGUAACACCCGCAUAAUAAUUUACUUGGUUGUUCCGCGAGGUAAAAUCCGCAACCAUUACAAUCAAUUAUUGCAUUGAGUGAACAAUGCUAAAUACGGACAUGGCCUGUCAACUUUUUAUUUCUACAGCCUGUGCACUCAUGUAUUUACUUUUGAAUUUUGGAAUGUGUCAAGAUGUUUCUACAUCAGGGGAUGAUGUCUUUGACGGAUAUCGUUAUGUUGUCUACCAUGGUUUUGAUGGUGUCUACGGAACUUUCUCAGGCGCACGUGCUCACUGUCAAAGCAUUGGAGGUGCUUUGCCCAUCAUCACAUCAGCUGCACAAAACGAGUUUAUUGCCUCAAAGUUAACCUUUGGGCAAGGAAAUUAUUACAUUGGCUUAGAAGAUCUGGAUGGGAAUGGCCAGUACAAUUGGAUUGAUGGAACGACACCUGGGUAUUCAAACUGGGAUAGUAAUCUAUUCUCCCUUUCAAAACCAUACUGUGCUGUGAUGAGGUCUAGAAAUACCCUUAAUGAUGCUGAUCAUGGACGUUGGAAUCGAGUAACAUGUACGUCAUCAAGACGACGUAUCUGCCAAAUGCCACUAGUGAGAAUAAACAGGACAGAUGAAGCGAUUCCGCAGGGAGUGGUAGAAGUCUAUUCUGGUCGUUGGGGUUCUGUCUGCCUUGAUCAUAGUAUCACAGAAAGCGAUGGACAUGUCUUGUGCCGGACGAUAGAUUAUCCGGGACUUGUUUCUUGGCAUGGAAUCAGUGCAAGGAAUGAUAUUUCAAUCUCCGACGUUGCACUGAAUUGCACCGGCUCCGAAAAAAGCAUCAACGAUUGUAAAUACAGUACGGAUGUCACCAAUUGUACCAGUGUUUUAUAUAUUCGUUGUCAGCCCGCAGUUCGGUUCGUUGACGAUGACUGUUCAUCAAGAGGAAGAGUGGAAGUCUAUAGCUAUGGCUCUUGGGGACCCGUUUGUGAUGAGGAUUUUACAAUGGAAGAUGCAACCCUCGUCUGCCAAAUGCUCGGAUUAGACUUCGAAGAUUUCCUGUCCGGGGGCCAGUCGGUAUCCGUAGGAUCCUCUCUUCCCUCGAUAUUGAACAAUCCACGUUGCACAAAUAAGGACACAGAUAUCAGGAGCUGCCUUCAACAUGGAAAUGCAACCUGCAGUAUAUACGCCGCAGUCAGAUGCACAGAUCCCCUUAAUGAAUGCUCUUCGGAACCAAAUGUAGAUUUUUCAUUCUCCUGGAGUUCCAGUGCGGACAUCCGUUCUCCACAACAGUCACCAACACCUGACACUAGCAUAUCCAAUGACCCUUCAAUCACCUGGAGUUCUGAUGGAGAUUUCAGUUCUCCACAACAGUCUUCAGCAUCUGUCACUACUCCGAUAGCCCAGUCAGUUCAUUCAUCUAUGGAAUCUCGAAGUACUCAAGCAAGCAAUUUUGAUGACCCUUCAAUCACCUGGAGUUCUGAUGGAGAUUUCAGUUCUCCACAACAGUCCUCAGCAUCUGUCACUACUCCAAUAGCCCAGUCGGUUGAUUCAUCUAUGGAAUCUCGAAAUAGUCAAGCAAGCAAUUUUGAUGACCCUUCAAUCACCUGGAGUUCUGGUGGAGGUUUCAGUUCUUCACAACAGUCUUCAGCAUCUGUUACUACUCCGAUAGCCCAGUCAGUUCAAUCAUCUAUGGAAUCUCAAAGUACUCAAGCAAGCAAUUCUAAUGUGCGACUGGUCAACGGAAGUACUUCAGAAGAAGGGAGAGUUGAGGUCUACAUCAAUGGAAGAUGGGGUACUGUGUGUGAUGACUCAUGGGAUGAUACUGAUGCUACAGUUGUCUGUCAAAGUCUUGGAUUGGGCCCUGGCACGGCAUAUGGAUACGCUAACUUCGGACAAGGGUCAGGUGAUAUCCUCCUGGAUGAUGUAUUGUGCACUGGAAAUGAAACAAAUCUCCUUGAAUGUGCUAAUCUUGGAAUCGGCGUUCAUAACUGUGAACACGAUGAGGAUGCCGGGGUCGUCUGUUCAACAGGCGAAACCAUCGACAUCGAUAACAAGAUGCCCGCGACAGACGGCAUCCUCACCGACGAUGAGGACAUGGUGGAAGGGAGCGGUUCCGGCGGCGGCGGUGAAGUUUCUCCAGACCAGGCGGUUGAUCCGACGUGUGAUAAUUGGUCAUGUGAAAACGGGGGAACGUGUUACAUGGUACGGGAUACCCCCAUGUGCGCAUGCACACUGGGAUGGGAAGGGGCAAUCUGCGCGGAGGGCGCAACCGUCGACAUCGACAGCGAGAUGCCCACGACGCUCGGCAUCCUCACCGACGACGAGGACAUGGUGGAAGGGAGCGGUUCCGGCGACGGUGACUACAGCGGCGAAGGUCGAGCAGAACCGGUGGCUUAUAUGACGUGUUAUAAUUGGCCGUGUGAGAACGGGGGAACGUGUUACAUCGUACGGGAAUCCCCAGUGUGCACCUGUAAACUGGGAUGGCAAGGGGCGAUGUGCACCAAUGCUACAAAUAAGGAACCCAUCAACGAAGCAAUCAAUGAGAUAGUGAAUAAAACAAUCACAGCUGAAAAUAUAGAAGGAAUAUCAGAAGAAUUGGCAAAUAUCACAGAAACGUCAGUUGGAUUCGAUGAAGAAGCUUUGCAAUCCGUCUCUGACAAAUUGACUAGUAUCGCUGGAUUUGCAUCAGACCAGAACUUAACUGAAGAUACCGUUGUGCAAGUAUCGGGAAGUGUGAUAGAAACAGUGGAUAAUAUCUUAAAUCUAGAAGAUGAUACCUUCGAGACAGCGGGCGCCCAAGAGACUUCAAAGAACAUUCUGUCGACUAUAUCUACAAUUACCGAAGCAAUUCAAAGAACAUCUGCCAAAAAUUUCACGUACAGUGGAUCAAACAUUGUACUAGCUGCCGUCAAAGUAGACAGGGCCAGUUUCCCACUCAGGACAGCCAUUGGUGGAGACGGGAAUGACGUAGUCGAUAUAUCAACCAAUGAUCAGAAUCAUGAUAAUAUGGACGACGUAGCGUCCGUUCUACUACCGGAAGCAAUUCUGCAGUCAGUACCAGAUGAAGGUGGGGCCGUAUCCGUUAGUGUCUUUCUUAUGACGUCACCCAAGCUCUUCCAGGGUGACGACACGUCGUCAUCAAUUUCUCCGUCGUUAAGAGGCAAGGAGAAUCAGCAGCCUGAGACAAUGUCAGUCGUUGCUUCCCCUGUCCUGAGUGUGACCGUUGAGGGCGCUGAGAUCAAAGAUCUUCCUAACAGUGAAGCAAUUGUCUUUGAAUUUCCAGUCAACAUGAGUUUGGCUAGAGAAUUCAAUGACCCCGAUAUCCGUGAAAACUGUGUUUAUUGGAACGUCGAAUUGGCAAGAUGGUCAAAAGAAGGGUGUAAAACUGACAACACUAAUACUACCUUUACAAGCAUGGUGACAUGUCGGUGUAAUCAUCUCACAAGCUUCGCUGUUCUAUUGGAUAUCAAGGGAAGCGUUGAAUCUCGAGUCAUUGAUCUGAUCAGUCGCAUUGGUUGCAUCGCUUCUAUAAUCUGUCUAAUUCUCACACUUUGUAUUCUUCUAGGUUUUAGAAAACUGCGGAGGAAGCAGCCACAACAGAUCCUUAUUAAUCUGACGUUUGCCCUUCUUGCCCUUUACGUCACAUUUGUGAUUGGUAUUGAUCGUCCUAACUGGAACAGGGGGUGCAUGAUAGUUGCUAUCCUGCUUCACUACUUCUGUCUUGCAUCCCUCUCUUGGAUGGGCGUCGAAGCAUUCAGUAUGUACAUGUCCUUCGUCAGGGUUAUGGACACCUACAUCCCAAAGCUAAUCUUCAAAUGUUGUCUCGUCGGGUGGGGCUUCCCCAUGGCAGUGGUCAUACCAACAGUUGCCAGCAAAUGGACUGCAUACCGAAAUUUUAAAUAUUGCUUCAUUUCACCUGGACCCUCGUUAUACUUUGGGAUGAUUCUUCCAAUUGGUGUGAUCCUGGCCUUCAAUAGCAUCAUCUUUACUAUCGUCAUCUACAAGCUUACCUGUGGAAGAAAGACCUUCGCUGCUAGAAACACCGGGAUGUCUAAGAAAGAAACCAUGGCGAAGGCCAGGGAAGAAGCCAUCCGUCGGGCUCAAAACGUUGUUGCAAUCGGAACACUGCUUGGUCUCACAUGGUCAUUUGGCUUCCUGGCUGUAGGUAAUGGUCGCGUGGCAUUCAAUGCCCUGUUCGCCAUAUUCAACUCCCUUCAAGGUGUCUUUGUCUUCUUUCUCUUUGGUAUUAGACAGCCGGAAGUGGGUGACAAACUGAGGACCACUCGGAUGCGUUUGUUGCAUGGCGUUAGAUCAGCGCGUAGAGGUUCCGAUUUCUGGAGCUCAUCUUUUGACGGGCACACUACUUCUCGGCCAUCUGUCGUCUCCUUCGUCUCGCAGUCUCCCAGAUCUACCAAUGAACCAAUGCAUGAGAUACGCUUAGAACAAGGGCCUAUUGCAAAUUCUGAGACAUGUGAUACUUUUUUGUAGAUUACGAUGGAUGAGCUAUAUGUAUGACUCGUGGAAUUUCGGGUCUAUUAUCUGUACUAUUACGUGUUUUCAUUCCAAUUGAUUCCAGACUCCAGCAGAGAUAAAUUUGAUGUCAACAUUAAGUAAAACAUUGUACCAGUCAGAUGUGCAACAGCAAACUUUCAACCAAAUUCCAACUCGGCUGUUCCAUAAAAUCAACAAAAAAGAACUCAACGAGAUACCGUGCAGAUACGUAUACUUGUUAAUGAUGUUUACAGUUUACUGAUGAAUGUGACACUGCACGACCCUUUUCUGGUCAGUGGUCAACGUCUUUUAGUUUCUUCCUCUUUUUUAGCACAUGUAGCUUGACUUUAAAGACCGAGUCCGGUCAUGUCAAUUUAUCAGGAAUUCAAGCUCACUGGUGCAUUGUCCGCUAGAUUAAUUCUUUGAUUUGGGCCGAGUUAAAACAUCAGGCUUAGAUCUACUACAGUGGUAUGAAACAGGGCGGCUGGAUGGUAGCCUAGCAAUUGAACAGCGUGCUAUUGUUGGUGAACUAGGUCUUUGUGUCGAACCAGGUCCAGAACCAAUUCAGAUAUGUGAUGAUUGUGACCCGUAGCAUCAGGUGCAGAAUAGUUUUCCCUACAUGUAGCAUUGGGAUAAUACCAUUCGAAGAUGAAGAUAGCUACUCUGAUGUUACCUUUGUGUCUCGAUAUACCUUCAAAGGGUGUAUCCCGACAUAGCUUUCCUAAAUCUUCCCGUUAUGUGAGUUACUGCACACAAAUGUUAUGUCAGCUACUCGAAAUUUAACAAAUAAGAACCGAUCCGGUAGGCUUUACAUGUACAUGUAGCAAUGGGCAUACAAUCAUUUUCUUAUGGUUGGGGGAUCAUCAUGAAAUAAUAACAAUACAUAUCUUCACCCUUAAUCUAAAUUAAGAGAGGAGCCACAAACAUUUAGCCAUCUAAUUUACAGGGAAAAGUAUCACUUCCUACAGUUGGUUUUAUUUCUCAUGUUUUUUCUUCAAUCAAUGGGAUUAUCUGUGACAGGUUUUCAAAUUCCCAUGCUUUAACGAACCGAUAUUUUUUUUUAUGUAUGUAAUAUAGGCUGGUUUGCGUGCUAGUAUAUGAUAAAUGUAUUUAAAAAGUAAAUAUUUUACGUAUUGUUACCUGUGGCAUUGUUUAACUAAAUGAUAACACUAAUCUAAAAUUCGAUUAUAAUCAUGAAUCUGACACUUGUACUGUGUUUUAGAUCAUUUUAUUUUUUUGUGUGUGUAUCCGAUUUUUAAGAAAAAGGAGGAGCGCCGCCGAUGGAAAUUUACUAUCUUUUACUCACUUUUGACUGAUUUUUGUUAGAGUGUAUGGGUCAUGAUAAACUUAAUGAUGUCAUUCGAUUUGGUGAGAGAAAAAAAAUCGUCAUGGAAUUGAUAUGUAGUUGCAAUGCACGACAAUUUAUCCAAGGUAGAGGGAUGAUCGUGAAUAAAUCCCAUAA